Molecule: messenger RNA, 1520 nt
Organism: Spea bombifrons (plains spadefoot toad)
Lineage: Eukaryota; Metazoa; Chordata; Amphibia; Anura; Pelobatidae
Gene: LIN7A
Product: lin-7 homolog A, crumbs cell polarity complex component
Exons: 7
Coding region: 269-763 (164 amino acids)
Biological process (GO): neurotransmitter secretion; protein localization to basolateral plasma membrane; maintenance of epithelial cell apical/basal polarity
Cellular component (GO): MPP7-DLG1-LIN7 complex; cell-cell junction; synapse
Molecular function (GO): L27 domain binding
Source: RefSeq, a predicted model, not a curated record
CUCACAUUGGACAGAGAGCUGUAAACAACUAUGAUACACUCAAAAUGAGCAAGCAAUCUCAGCUUCUAGGGAGGAAAGAAGGACAGUAGGAUGUGGGUCUCAAAGAGGACUAUCACUCCUAAAAGAGACACAUGGAGAUGUUGCUCGAGCUAUAGAACUGCUUGAAAAACUCGAGGCAUCGAGAGAGGUGCCAGCGCAUAAGCUGCAGUCACUGAAAAAGGUCCUACAAAGUGAAUUUUGCACGGCAAUACGAGAGGUUUACCAGUACAUGCAUGAGACUAUUCCUGUAAAUGGGUGUCCAGAGUUCCGAGCUCGAGCCACUGCAAAGGCUACAGUUGCUGCAUUUGCUGCCAGUGAAGGACAUUCUCAUCCUAGAGUGGUGGAGCUUCCAAAGACUGAUGAAGGACUUGGCUUUAAUGUCAUGGGAGGAAAGGAGCAGAACUCCCCCAUUUACAUUUCUCGCAUCAUUCCAGGAGGGGUGGCAGAAAGGCAUGGUGGACUAAAACGAGGAGACCAGCUACUAUCUGUAAAUGGAGUGAGCGUGGAAGGGGAACAUCAUGAAAAAGCUGUAGAGCUACUGAAGGCUGCGAAAGACAGUGUAAAGCUGGUUGUGCGAUACACACCUAAGGUGUUGGAUGAGAUGGAGGCUCGAUUUGAGAAGCUGAGGACAGCAAGACGUAGGCAACAACAGCAAUUAUUGAUCCAGCAGCAGCAGCAACAACAGCAGCAGCAGCAACAGACACAGCAAAACCACAUGUCGUAGGUUUUUCUCAAGAAAAAAACACUGAUGAAACACAGAUUGGAACAAUGCCACCAUAAAUCAAUAUUCCAAGGGACAGGAGAAGAACUUGUCCCCAUGAUCAACCAGAUGGCUGAAUGAGGCAUCCUUGGGCAAAAAAAGUUUCCUAUUUUCCUAUGAUGGUGAAGUUAUGGUAGAUAGCAGAAACUGUUUGUUUUGAAAUUUCCUUCAAAUGUUUAAUGUAGCUGUUUUAUUGAGUAAUGUGUAAAGGAGGACAGAGCACCCAGUUUAUUCUGUUCGUGUGGCUGGAGAACCUGGGAUUGCCUCUUAAAAAUCCUCAUCUCUGUUCACUGCACACCAAACUGCAUCAGUUUAGUGCACUUACAAAUCAACACACAACUGAGAAGAAUAUUCUGUACUGUAUAUUGUAUAAUGUACAACAUGUUGUUUGUAACAAAAUUCAAUAUUUUUUCCUGAUAGUUGUAACUUAUAACAUUUAUACAUUUCCUUUUAGGAACAGCAGCAUAUUCUGUGUUUUAUAUAUAUAUUAACCUAAAGCAAUGUUAGCUAAUAUAGCUGCUGGAAAUCUAGAAAAUCUGUAUUUUACAUAUGAGUAUUAUAUGUAGCAAUUUUGACUAUACUGUAUAGGAGACAUGGAUGUACUUUGCAUGUUGUGGUUCAUUUCUGUUUUUAUAUUUGAGAUUAUUUACUUCUAAUAUUGAGUCUGCUUAGUGUUUACAGUGCACAUAUACUGGCAUAAUUAAAGACUUUUGUAAUUACA